AUGCUGCCGGGGCUCGCCGCACAGACGAUAAGCCCGUUCCCGAAUCCGCCAGAGUACGCGCAGAAUUACACGAAUGAGCGAAUCGAGAAUGGGUCUGCACCUCUCCCGCCAAUGCCUCAUAAUGAGUUUAAAGUGUUCGGUGAAGAAUAUCGACUGGACGCCGAAGUCAUUGCACCACUGAGUGCUUCUGGAAUUCGUGUUUUGUAUUCAAACAAAAAUGACUGGAAGGCUGAAAUGAAAAAGCUCAAUAGAAGUGUCAUCGCCGCAUUCUUCGAUCUCGUCGAGAUUCUCAUCCGAUGCCCUGAUAGUCCAGGACGAGAAGAAAAAAUCAAUGAUAUUCACACAAUUUUCAUCAAUAUGCACCAUCUAAUCAACGAGCAUCGACCUGUUCAAGCUCGUGAUACGUUGAAAAAUCUGCACAGAGAGCAAUGCGAGAAGCUUGAGGCAUGCGUACGCGAUUAUACCGAAUAUAUCAAUUUGGCACGCGAGGCAUUAAGCGAGGAUUUGGACAUUUCCGAUAUCAAAUUGGAUCCGCCACCAAGGCCCAACCCAAUUUCGCGAAUUCGUUUAGAAUCUGAUGGAGAAGACGUCGAUUUUCUCGAUAAUGACGAUGAUCAAAAGCGUACGACGGAUGACGAUGAUGAUAUUCAGAGGCAGGAUGCACUUCCGACGACGGCUCAUCUCAAAAUGUCCGAUUCAAGCAGUCGACGAUUGCUCAAAGAGCUCAGUCAACUGCAAACGGAAGCACCACAAGGGAUUAUUAUAGACAAGGAAUCGAUUUCAGCUGAUCUCAAAAACUGGCAAAUUGGGGUUAUCGGAGCGAAGGGAACUCUGUAUGAAGGCGAGAAAUUCACACUGCAAUUCACAUUCGGACCACAGUAUCCAUUUAAUUCGCCGGAGGUGAUGUUUGUCGGCCAGCCGAUUCCCGCUCAUCCGCACGUCUAUUCAAACGGCCAUAUCUGUCUUUCAAUUCUUUCCGACGACUGGACACCGGCGCUUAGUGUCCAGGCCGUGUGUCUUUCGAUCAUUUCGAUGUUGUCAUCGGCGAGAGAGAAGAAGCACCCGAUUGACGACGCGAUAUAUGUGAGGACGUGCAGCAAGAAUCCGAGCAAAACGCGUUGGUGGUUCCAUGAUGCAUUGUCGCUGAGAAUCGCCGUCGUUGGCGAAGGCGUCAUUGGUCUCAGCACGACGACAGCGAUUUUGGAUCUCGUCGAGAAAUAUCAACUCGAGAAGCCUGAGAUUGAAGUGUUCUAUCAUAAGGAUUUCGAUCGGAUUCUUAGUCGACACAUCGCCGGAUUAUUCCGAAUCGACAGCGGAUCCGAUAUUAAUAAAAAAUAUGGCUAUGAUACAUUUAAGAAGCUGGCGACGCUUUGGCGCGAAUGGGGCGGUGUCAGUGGUGUUCAGUUGGUCUCCGGACACAUUCUCUCCGAUUCGCAGCAAAAAUUGGACGCGCAGAGGGAAAGCUAUGGCGAUCUUGUUUACAAUUAUCGCGAUUUGGAUGAAACCGAACUCUACGGACCGACGUCGCUUUUCGAUUUGGAUCCGAACAGCGCAACUCGCGGAAUCCACUACACCGCUUUCACUUCCGAAGGCCUCCGAUUUUGUCCGUUCCUCAAAAACCAGCUUCAACUCAAUGGUGUGAAGUUCACGAAGCGACGAAUCGACGCGCUCGACGAGCUCGGCUCGGACUUUGACGUCGUCGUCAACGCGGCCGGAUUGUACGGCGGCGUGCUCGCCGGCGACGACGCCGGCAACGUGUAUCCGAUUCGCGGUGUUCUGCUCAAAGUCGACGCGCCGUGGCACAAGCACUUCCUUUAUCGCGAUUUCAGCACAAUCACGAUUCCAGUGAUUGACUCGGUUUAUAUGGGCACCGUGAAGCAGGAGCAUGUCUGGGGACCAUCGAAUGUAACCGAUGACGAUAUUCGUGAUGUCACGGAACGAUACCUCAACCUUCAACCCGCGUUCAAGAGGGUUCACCUACUCUCAGCCUUCGUUGGCUAUCGUCCAGGCCGCAAACAGGUGCGAGUAGAGCGCGAUGUGCGUGAAGUUGCUGGAAAGACUUAUACGGUGGUCCAUAACUACGGACACGGUGGCAAUGGGUUCACUCUUGGCUACGGAUCGGGCCUUCACGCGGCUCGUCUGGCGCUCGGUCUUCCGCUCGACGAAUAUCUCCAAUUGACGCCAACCCCACUUCCAGCGAACUCAACGCUCUGCCCAUGGACAUACCUUGAUCUCUAA
Molecule: messenger RNA, 2238 nt
Organism: Caenorhabditis bovis
Lineage: Eukaryota; Metazoa; Nematoda; Chromadorea; Rhabditida; Rhabditidae
Source: the annotation of a GenBank genome assembly